CGUGAUCAAGACUGUCAUGGCUGCGCCCUCGUGUAAUGCGUGGUUGUAAACAUUCGUGAACAUAUUUUGGCAUUAAGAAGUUGCCAGAGUCAUCAAGAAAGAUGAAGAUACAGAAGAUGAAGCCCGGAAACAAGCGCAUGUCCUUCGGAGUGCGGAGGCCAUCUAAACGAGGCAUCCAAGUGAAAGGCAAUUGGAAAGCUAUAGAGCUCGACCCCAGUAUCUUCUCCGAGGAGGGCUUGGAGGGUCUGGUGUGUUUUGAAGAGCUCACAAAUUACCGUCUGAUAGACACUGAGAAGGCUGAAGCCAAAGCAGAAAGGGAAAAGUUAAAGCAGAAGAAUAGGAAGAAAGCGAGAAGCGAGAAAAGAAAAGCCAGCGUUGGAGAGGGGGCUGCUGAGAAAGUGGAUGCUGCUGAGAAAGUGGAUGCUGCUGAGAAAGUGGAUGCUGAGACAGUGGAUGCCGAGAAAGUGGAUGCCGAGAAAGUGGAUGCCGAGAGCAACGAGGGGGAGAAAGCAGCUGAACCAGCUAAGAAAAAAGCCAAGAAGAAUAAAAAUAAGAAAGCAAAGGAAUCAGAAAAACCAGAUGACACCUCUGAGGAAGUGACUCAGAAGGAUGUAGCUGCAGGUGAGGAGGAAGGGGAAGAAAAGAGGCCUAAAGAAGAAGCUUCCACGGAUAUAGCAACUGCUCCAGAACCCGAUGCACCCUCAAAACCCACAAAGAAGAACAAAAAGAAGAACAAGAAAAAGGAGCAGCAGAUGGAGGAAGAGAAAACCCCAGAGGCUCAGCCAAAGCAGGAGUCUCCAUCUGAACCUCAGGCUUUGAAAAAAGAAAAACCUGGAAAAUCCACCCAAGAUGAAGCACCAAAGCCCCCCAAAAGCAAAAAGCAGAUAAAUAAUUGGACAAAUGCAGCCCGUUGUGGUUCUGGUGACCAAAAUGUUGACGUGAGUGCUUGGAAUGACCUGUUCGUCCCCUCCCCUGUGCUGAAGGCACUGAGCAGUCUUGGAUUUAGCUCACCGAGCCCCAUACAGGCCCUGACUCUGCCUCCAGCCAUCAGGGACCGUAUGGAUAUACUGGGAGCAGCUGAGACAGGAAGUGGAAAGACGUUGGCUUUUGGUAUCCCCAUGAUCCACGCCAUCCUACAGUGGAAGAGCGGUUCAGAAAAGCCUGUUGAUGAUAGCCCCGAACCAACCACAAAUGUGAAGAGUUUGUAUUUACCAGAUGUAGAAGAGUCUACAAUAGAAGAAGACAAGGAGGAUGACAUGGAGGCUGAGGGAGAAGAGGAUGAAAGCAUCAAAGAGGAGGAUCAAGGUGACGCAGAUGAACACAACUGCAAAGAAGAACAGGAGGACAUUGAAGAAACAGAUGGUGAUAAUAGGAUUGGGUGUGUUCAGGUAAUUGAAAAUGCAACGUUUGGUUUUGAACACACCGUUGAAGAAAAAGAAGAAGCUGCAGCCGGUCGGCGGCAGCCUCUGCUUGGACUGGUGCUCACUCCCACCAGAGAGCUGGCAGUUCAGGUCAAGCACCAUUUUGAUGCUAUUACGAAAUUUACAGACAUCAAGACAGCGAUAGUGGUGGGUGGAAUGGCACAAGAGAAACAGAGGAGGGUGCUGAAACGAAGACCAGAGAUCGUAAUCGCUACUCCAGGACGUCUGUGGGACUUGAUCCAGGAGCGCCAUCCACAUCUGGUGAAUUUAAGACAGCUCAAGUGCCUGGUAAUUGAUGAAGCCGAUCGCAUGGUGGAGAGAGGCCACUUUGCUGAGCUGGAGAGUAUUCUGGAGAUGCUCAACACCGUGCACUUUAAUCCCAAGAGGCAAACCUUUGUGUUCUCUGCUACACUGACCAUGGCUCGCAGCGUGCCCAUCCGCCUCCUGCAGAAGAAGAAGAGGAAGAAUCUGGACCAGAGGAACCAGCUGGAAAUUCUCAUGGAGAAAGUGGGAAUCAAGUCCAAACCAAAAAUCGUUGACUUGACCAGGAAGGAGGCAACUGUGGAGUCCCUGACUGAGACCCGAAUCCACUGUCAAAAAGAAGAAAAGGACUUCUUCCUUUAUUACUUUUUGCUCCAGUAUCCUGGCCGCACCAUGGUGUUUGCCAACAGUAUAGACUGUAUCAAGAGACUGAACUGCCUGCUGGUCAUCCUGGACUGUACUCCACUGCCUCUGCAUGCCAACAUGCACCAGAAACAACGCCUCAAAAACCUGGAGAGGUUUGCUGAGAGGGAGAGUUGUGUCUUGCUGACUACUGAUGUUGCAGCUCGAGGGCUGGACAUCCCCAAUGUUGAGCAUGUUAUUCACUACCAGGUUCCCAGGACAUCUGAGACUUACGUCCAUCGGAGUGGGAGAACAGCGAGAGCCGCCAAAGAGGGUCUGAGUAUGCUGCUUAUAGGCCCAGACGACAUGAUGAACUUCAAAAAGAUCUACAAGGCUCUUGGGAAGGACGAGGAUCUUCCCAUGUUCCCCAUUGAGAGCAAAUGCAUGGAAGCCAUCAAGGAGCGGGUAAACUUGGCCAGACGGGUAGAGAAGAUUGAGUUCCACAACAGCCGGGAGAAGCAUCACAACUCCUGGUUCAGACAAGCUGCAGAGGCUCUGGAGGUCGACCUGGAUGAUGACCUUUUAAUUGGUGGAGCAAAGGAUGAUGAGGGUGACAGAGAGCAGCAGAAGUUGGUGAAGGGGAUGAAAAAGCAUUUGAAAUAUCUGAUCUCCAAGCCUGUGUUCAAAAGGGAGAUCAUGACCAAGUACCCCACUCAAAUGGGAAGGCUCUCACUGGCUAACAUGCAUCGAGGUGGAAAGGAAAGUGCCCUUACCACGGUUACAGAGCAGGAGGAAAAACAGAAGUUAAAGAAACGUGGUCCACAACAGCAGAAAAAGCAGAAGAAAGAAAAGCAGCAGCAGCAGUGACGUGUUAAUGGAAUGUGUAUUAAGAGAAGAUUUAUGUAUUUGUUUACAUAAAUACAUUUCAAUUCAUUUAAAGUCAUAAUUUCGAAGAUUUUCAUUUAAAAUGAAUGUUGUGUAACACUAUCGCAGUGAAGGAGAUAACACAAUGGUGGUAAAGCCUUGGACCCACUAAUGUAAGCUCUUGCAUUUGGGAAGUGAAAAUAAAGUGAAAAUAGAGUUUAUCAGCAUAAAUGCUGCCAAAAAGAGCACAGAUCUUCGAGAUUGUAACUUUAAAUACUUAUUGCACAAUGUGCAAAAAAACAUGUAUUUCUAAAUGUUAAAUCGCUGUACACUGCAAGACUAUAUAAAAAUCUGUUUUCUCAAGUGUC
This is a messenger RNA of Trematomus bernacchii (emerald rockcod), 3256 nucleotides long. It is a transcript of the gene ddx24, whose product is annotated as DEAD (Asp-Glu-Ala-Asp) box helicase 24. NCBI's taxonomy places the organism in Eukaryota, Metazoa, Chordata, Actinopteri, Perciformes, Nototheniidae. The coding region runs from base 102 to 2891 and encodes 929 amino acids. The record is from RefSeq and is a predicted model, not a curated record. Gene Ontology annotation, molecular function: nucleic acid binding; RNA helicase activity; ATP binding. The transcript has 9 exons. Gene Ontology annotation, cellular component: nucleolus.